This is a messenger RNA of Diorhabda carinulata, 748 nucleotides long. RefSeq names its product protein unc-50 homolog (gene Unc50). The coding region runs from base 1 to 660 and encodes 219 amino acids. Gene Ontology annotation, cellular component: Golgi membrane. The transcript has 2 exons. The record is from RefSeq and is a predicted model, not a curated record. NCBI's taxonomy places the organism in Eukaryota, Metazoa, Arthropoda, Insecta, Coleoptera, Chrysomelidae.
AUGGCAACUGCUUACAGCAAAUGCGCUAGAUAUAUGAGAAAAAUCUUUAAAUUCAAUCAAAUGGACUUUGAGUUUGCUUUGUGGCAAAUGUUUUAUCUAUUUGCAAAUCCACAAAAACUGAUUAAGUUGUUUAGGGCAAGAAAAUUAGCCAAAUCACAGUACGCAAGAGAUGAUCCAGCAUUUUUAGUUCUUUUUGCAGGCGCUCUUAGUAUAACAUCUAUAGCUUUUUCUAUCGUACUAAGAUUAUCUUUUUUUCAGUUCCUCCAAUGUCUUUUGGUUGUUAUCUUUAUAGAUUGUAUUAUAUUUGGUAUGAUCGUCGCUACUUUAUUCUGGUACUUAACUAAUACUUUUCUGAAACCAAAAAGUAACCCUGAGGAUGUCGAAUGGGGGUUUUGUUUUGAUAUACAUUUAAAUGCUUUCUUUCCUCCUUUAAUAUUGCUUCAUUUUGUUCAGUUGUUUUUCUAUAAUGGAAUCAUUAGUCAUGACUGGACGAUAUCUAUUGUUUUGGGUUACAACUCAUUACAGAUAUUGAAUAACACGAGAUAUUUCUUAUUGCCUGUACCGUGGAUUGUAUGCUUUUAUGUUAUUAGUUUGUUAAUGCAGUGGAAUAUAACUCAUAAUCUAAUGAACUUUUAUAGAGAUUUGUAUAAUCUUAAGUAAACUGUAAACUAUAUGUACAUAAUUAAUAUAUCAUUUAAAGUAAUAAUAAAUAUACUAAUUGAUGUACAAUAAAAUUAGUUUGCUAGUA